This is a messenger RNA of Drosophila virilis, 762 nucleotides long. RefSeq names its product prefoldin subunit mgr (gene mgr). Gene Ontology annotation, molecular function: tubulin binding. Lineage: Eukaryota; Metazoa; Arthropoda; Insecta; Diptera; Drosophilidae. The record is from RefSeq and is a predicted model, not a curated record. Gene Ontology annotation, cellular component: cytoplasm; prefoldin complex. Gene Ontology annotation, biological process: protein folding; microtubule-based process; tubulin complex assembly.
ACCAUCGCCUUGCUCUGCCGCUGCCGCCUUUGACCUGCUGUAAAUUUAUUACAAUUUAUAAGAGUAAAUAUUAAAUAAAAGCAAUGACGGGCAUCAUGGAUACAGUAGAAAUGCCUAAAUUACCGGAAAAUCAAAAAACUUUUGCGGGAAUACCCGAAGCAAUAUUUUUAGAGGAAAUUGAUACAUUUAUGACACAACCCGAGAACGAGAAUUGUGAAAAGGUGUUGCAACGGCUGGACGAACAACAUGGAAAGUAUCGAUUCAUGGCCUACAACUUGGAGGCGCGCCGCCGCAAGCUAAAAUCUCAGAUUCCCGAUCUGGAGCGGUCGUUGGAGAUGGUGAAUGUGCUGCGCAAAGAGAAAGAGGAGCGCGAAACGCAAUUCUUGCUCAGUGACCAGGUGUUCAUCAAGACGCUGGUGCCGCCCACAAAAACAGUUUAUCUCUGGCUGGGAGCCAGCGUCAUGCUGGAGUAUCCACUAGACGAGGCCGAGGCGCUCUUAAAGCAAAAUAUUACAUCUGCUGUGGGCAAUCUUAAGUCAGUGGAGCACGACCAGGACUUCCUUAGAGAUCAAAUAACCACAACCGAGGUUAACAUGGCGCGGGUCUACAAUUGGGGUGUUAAAAAGCGGCAGGCCGCGGCCAAAACUAAUGCCAAUAGUACGCCCUCGUAGAUAACCCGUAGAGGUUAAAACUUAAAAAAAAAAAAGCACGCAAGGUAAAUCGGGUGUUGUCCCUUAUAUAUAUUAUUUAUUUGUUUGAAAA